AUGGCCAAAGGCUGGCUGGGCUUUUGGCGUUCCAAAGGGCGCGUCUUCCCCACCGGUUGGCUGGCCCAAGAGUCAAAAGUGCACGCUGGCCUUCCUCGUCUUAUCAACUUCCCGUUUUGGCGGCUCGCUGCGGGGGACCCGUUGGCCCGUCGCCGCCGUGUCGGAGCGACAAGCGCCGUGAGAAACCCACCCAUCAGGGCCGUUGGCGGUGCAAAGUGCCAAGCCCCUUUUUGGGUCCCUCACCUACUGUGUAACCCCGCCGUCCUCACCUUGGAUCUGAAGCCUAUCGUCAACGAGCGCCAGGUGCUUCCUCAUCCAAGGCUUCCGCGCUCCAAAUUUUUCAGCCAGUCAGCCAAGCAGCUGCCCAGCCUGCCCGCCGCAUGGACAGGCCCGCUGCGGGUCCUCCCGAGCCAGCCAGCACUUGCCAGAGAUGGACUUGCACCCUCCUCCCGAGGCCGCGGAAAUCUCAACUCCGCCUUGGCUUCCAUGCACGAGCCAGGCGCAGCCGCGCUUGAGGGGUGGGCGGCAGUCGGCUAUCGUAUUCUCUCCCCUUUAGGUCAGCACCCGAUGCCCUACCUCCCCGAAUAG
Messenger RNA from Gaeumannomyces tritici R3-111a-1, 588 nucleotides. RefSeq lists its product as hypothetical. The coding region runs from base 1 to 588 and encodes 195 amino acids. The transcript has 2 exons. The record is from RefSeq and is a predicted model, not a curated record. Lineage: Eukaryota; Fungi; Ascomycota; Sordariomycetes; Magnaporthales; Magnaporthaceae.